AAACACAGCAUUACUUCAUACUUGACCGAGGUCGCAUGCUAUUUCCUGUCGUAUAUAUUUCACCGUGUGUAUUAUACGGUCAUGGUACGUACGUGACUAUUCUCUCAUUCUUCGUCUGUCCGUCUGCGACCAAGCACUGACCAUCCGCUCUCAGCCAUGUACAAAUUGUCCGGACUAGUUUUCUGUGGCUGUCUUGCGCUGGGAUAUGGGUUUUUCUUUGGAGGAGCCCAGAACAGUCUGCUUGGAAUGAGCAGAGGUUCUGGUAUGGCGGGGAUGGGCGGCGCAGCAGACAUGUUCGCAGGUUUAUUCGGUACGGGUGGAGGUGCUGGUAUGGGCGGGGAUGCUGGUAUGGGCGGAGGAGGUGCUGGUAUGGGCCGAGGUGCUGGUAUGGGCGGAGGAGGUGCUGGCAUGGGCGGAGAUGCUGGUAUGGGCGAAGGAGGUGCUGGUAUGGGCCGAGGUGCUGGUAUGGGCAGAGGAGGUGCUGGUAUGGGCCGAGGUGCUGGUAUGGGCGGAGGAGGUGCUGGUAUGGGCCUAGGUGCUGGUAUGGGUGGUAUGGGAGCUGGUGGAAAUUCCAUUGCUUCCAUGAUGAACUCCCUAAGUAGGAUGUCUCUCUGUGGUGAGACUCCUUCCCGGAUCAGAUACAAGACAAGGGGCAGCUGUAGCCCAUACGAGUGCAACAGGAUGAGUACCGGAUAUGACGUAGCCUGUUUAGGUCACUCUUGUUGUUGUAAAACAUUCCAAUGUACAGUUUUGUUAGAUGCAAGGAAAUGAUCUAAGGAAAAUUUUAAUUUUGAGAUAGAAAUGGCUGUGAACGAAGGUAUUGACCAUCGCUUGCUUAGCAUUCGGACAAUUGUGAAAGCAUCAGAUGUGGAUGAAAGCGGCAUCAGCAAUUUACAAUUAUAUCCGUCGGUGUAAAAUAGUUAGCAUAUGACAUAAUUAUGGAAAUGAAUUGCACAUACAAAAUUGCAAAGCCAUUACAUUAUUAUCUGUCCAGCGAUCGAUUAAACGUUGUGGAAGGAAUCAGACUAUUGGCAACUUAAACCACAUUCAUAAUGCAACACAAUACAAAUAUGUACAAUAAAAAAUGAUUAUUUCAAUACGAA
Molecule: messenger RNA, 1103 nt
Organism: Mizuhopecten yessoensis (Yesso scallop)
Lineage: Eukaryota; Metazoa; Mollusca; Bivalvia; Pectinida; Pectinidae
Product: glycine-rich protein 5-like
Exons: 3
Coding region: 157-771 (204 amino acids)
Source: RefSeq, a predicted model, not a curated record